Molecule: messenger RNA, 1377 nt
Organism: Euleptes europaea (tarantolino)
Lineage: Eukaryota; Metazoa; Chordata; Lepidosauria; Squamata; Sphaerodactylidae
Gene: PANK2
Product: pantothenate kinase 2
Exons: 7
Coding region: 1-1344 (447 amino acids)
Biological process (GO): coenzyme A biosynthetic process
Cellular component (GO): cytosol; nucleus
Molecular function (GO): ATP binding; pantothenate kinase activity
Source: RefSeq, a predicted model, not a curated record
AUGGAGCCGCUGCAGAAUGGAGGCGGCGAAGAGAAAGCGGAGGCGGCGCCGCCCGACGGCCCGACGGCCAGCGGGCUCGGAGGCGCCACCGCCGACCAACGGCCGCGGCGAGGCCCGAGCCCCGCGCUGCCGAGCGGGCGGCGGCGAAGCGGAGGGGGCCGGGCCGGGUGGGCGGAAGCCGCCACCGUGGGCCGCGAGAGGGAGCGCCCCAGCCCCGCCCUCCGCCCGCGCCUCGACUCCCUGCGCAAGAACCGCCCGCCCUUUCCUUGGUUUGGGUUGGAUAUCGGAGGGACCCUGGUCAAGCUUGUUUAUUUUGAGCCCAAGGACAUUACUGCUGAGGAAGAGGAGGAGGAAGUAGAAAACCUGAAAAGCAUUCGGAAGUACCUGACUUCCAACACUGCCUACGGAUCCACGGGCAUUCGGGACGUCCACCUUGAGCUAAAGGACCUUACGCUGUGUGGACGUAAAGGCAAUCUCCACUUUAUACGCUUUCCCACUCAUGACAUGCCCGUUUUUAUUCAAAUGGGCAGCGAAAAGCACUUCUCGAGCCUCCACACCACCUUAUGUGCCACGGGAGGCGGAGCGUAUAAAUUUGAGCAGGACUUUCGCACAGUGGGGGAUCUCCAGCUCUGCAAACUGGAUGAACUCGACUGCCUGAUUAGAGGAGUCUUAUAUAUCGAUUCAGUUGGCUUCAAUGGACACUCGGAGUGCUACUAUUUUGAAAACCCAACUAAUCCCGAAAAGUGUCAGAAGCUCCCCUUCAACCUGGAGAAUCCGUACCCUCUCCUUUUGGUGAACAUCGGCUCCGGGGUCAGCAUCUUGGCUGUGUAUUCCAAAGACAAUUACAAGCGGGUGACGGGGACCAGCCUGGGAGGAGGAACCUUCUUCGGCCUCUGCUGCCUUCUGACUGGGUGCUCCACCUUCGAGGAGGCUCUCGAAAUGGCCUCCCGCGGGGACAGCACCAAAGUGGACAAGCUCGUGCGAGAUAUUUAUGGGGGCGACUAUGAGAGGUUUGGGCUGCCAGGAUGGGCUGUGGCAUCCAGCUUUGGGAACAUGAUGAGCAAGGAGAAGCGAGAGGCAGCCAGUAAGGAGGACCUAGCGAGAGCGACCUUGAUCACUAUCACCAAUAACAUCGGCUCCAUAGCCCGGAUGUGUGCACUGAAUGAGAACAUCAAUCGGGUGGUUUUCGUUGGCAACUUCCUCCGCAUCAACACUGUCUCCAUGAAGUUUCUGGCCUAUGCUUUGGAUUACUGGUCUAAGGGGCAGCUGAAGGCUCUUUUCUUGGAACACGAGGGUUACUUUGGAGCCGUCGGAGCUUUUCUGGAGCUUUUGAAUUCACCCUGAUUCAAAACAUGGAGCCUGAACCCCGGUAGCUGC